AAGGCAACCUCUCCCGAUGACAGGAACGGGAGCGAGAACGACUAUGCUUCCCGUUUUAUGUACCCUUUUGUGCCUCGGGCCGGCCCUUGGCCUCUAUGAAGACCAGAUAGGAAAAUUUGAUUGGGUCCAGCAGUAUGUUGGCGUGGUAGAAAAUGCCGUCUUUGAGUCGAGUGUUCCUGCCCGAAGAAUUAUUGUCUCAACUCAACAGAAUGUUCUUGCUGCUUUAUCAUUAAAAAAUGGUGAAAUAGCAUGGCGGCAUGUGAUGGAGAGCUUUGACUAUGGCAGAGUGGAUUUCCUGGCCAGUGAGGGAACACAGGUUACCACAGUGUCAGGGAACCUCUUACGCACCUGGGACUCUGUCACUGCAGCUCUCAUUGAAGAAAUUCAGCUUGAUUAUACGGCAGCAGCUGGAUCCAUGCAGCGUGCUGUUAGUCUCACAGACAGUGAGGUUAUUCUUGCAGAGUUUGUACCUAGUUCUUUAGUGGUUACAACACUGGAUCGCUCAUCUGGAGCAACUUUGGACCACAAUACAGUAGCAGCACCAUGGUUACAAGAGAAGACCAAAUGUACCUCAGUUGAAAAGACUAUCGUAUGUGUAGAGCUGUCUCUUGGCCUUGUGUUUACACUGCCAUUAAUGUUGGACUCCCCAACUUUUGCCCCACAUCCCAUUGCAUCUCUGGACAUAGAUGUUCCUGCUGUUAAUGUUCCUGUGAUUGUGGAAAGGGUGAAUGGGUCUCCUGAUCAUGUGAUCAUUCAGGUUGGUGCCGCUAGGAAACUGGUGCAUGUUCAUAGCUCAGGACUCCAUGUAGUUCGAGAUCUUACUGGGAGCAGAGCUUCUGCAAUAGCUGACUCUGUUCUGUAUACAAUCACUCAGACUGGAAGGUUGGUAACCAUUGAAGCUAUGGAACUUGAAACAGGAAAUGAACUGGCAGAUCAAGGGGUUGAGGUGGAGUUGCCAUUCCAGUCUGGCACUGUCCUUUCUCUUGUAGUCCACCGAUUUGAGCGACGCAGUGGUGGCAUUGCCCUGCGGGCAUUUGUCUCAUGCUCUGAUCAUGCUCUCCACCUCAUCAGUAAUGCAGGAGUCAUGUGGUCUCGGGAAGAAGCCCUGUCCACAGUGCUUGCUGCUGAAGCUGUAGAUCUUCCAGCUGAUGGAAACAACAUCAAUUACCAUGAUCACUUGUCUCCUCAUGCAGGUCAGUUUUAA
This is a messenger RNA of Penaeus indicus, 1204 nucleotides long. RefSeq names its product ER membrane protein complex subunit 1-like. The transcript has 8 exons. Bases 17 to 1204 code for a protein of 395 amino acids. Gene Ontology annotation, cellular component: EMC complex. The record is from RefSeq and is a predicted model, not a curated record. Gene Ontology annotation, biological process: protein folding in endoplasmic reticulum. Lineage: Eukaryota; Metazoa; Arthropoda; Malacostraca; Decapoda; Penaeidae.